AUGAUCCUAAAGACCUACGCCCUCGUCGUGCUGGGCCUGCUCCUCGGAGCGAUGAGCCACUGCGCAGUUGUCGUCGGCAAGAAGAGGUACCUCAUGCUGGCCGAGGGCUACGAGAAGUACAUGCGCAGCGUGGAGGAGAAGCGGAUGGAGGAGUGGCGCUGCCCGAAGGGCGACAAAAACAAUUCGUUUGUGGCACCGCCGAAAUCGAAGGAGCAGGCGAAGCAGGUCGUGCGCGCGAUGAAGUGGAACAUGGCUGGCGUGAGCGGCAACGUCUUCGAGUUCUGGGGCCUCGCGCCGAACAGGAUCGCCGAGGCCGUGGAGCGCUCGGUGCGGACCGGCUGCAGCGGGCGGCGCUUGGGGGACGUGCUGACGGUGGAUCGGACGGCGGAGCUGCAGAGGCUGCUCGCGGGCGCCGGGCUGCCCCCGCUGCCGGAGGGGCUGCUGAGGACCCUGCGCGCGAGGGGCGUAGUGGCGUUCCUGUGCGACGAGGGCAUCGGCGAGAAGCGGCUCGUGUCCCUGCCCGACCGGGCCACCGCGGGCCUGGGGGGCGGAAGGCCCGGGGCCACGACGGCUUUCGCCGGCAGCAUCGGGUCCAUGGAGGAGUGGUGGUCCGCCUGGGCCCGCUUCGUCUUCGAGGGGGACGCGCUCGGCAAGGUCGUGCCGCACCCGGAGAAGUACCACGCGGCCCUCACGGAGGUGGAGAUCGAGCUGUCUGUGUCGCUGCAACUUCUUCACCUCGCGCUGUUCGACGGCGCUCUGGUGCAAAUCCUCAACGACGUCGAGCCCGGCUGGAUGGACGUCAAGCGCCAGCUCCUUGCCGUCGACAAGGUCUCCCUGGGCGCCAAGAUCCUCAGGGAGGCGUACGGCAGCUUCGACGUCCUCCUCCUCCAGGAGAGGUGA
Messenger RNA from Prorocentrum cordatum, 900 nucleotides. The record is from the annotation of a GenBank genome assembly. Lineage: Eukaryota; Dinophyceae; Prorocentrales; Prorocentraceae.